Messenger RNA from Pungitius pungitius (ninespine stickleback), 5606 nucleotides. RefSeq names its product myotubularin related protein 4 (gene mtmr4). Gene Ontology annotation, cellular component: cytoplasm; membrane. The record is from RefSeq and is a predicted model, not a curated record. Gene Ontology annotation, molecular function: metal ion binding; protein phosphatase binding; phosphatidylinositol-3-phosphate phosphatase activity. Bases 229 to 3912 code for a protein of 1227 amino acids. Gene Ontology annotation, biological process: regulation of autophagy; phosphatidylinositol dephosphorylation. The transcript has 20 exons. NCBI's taxonomy places the organism in Eukaryota, Metazoa, Chordata, Actinopteri, Perciformes, Gasterosteidae.
UGCACUGGUUUACAACUAGUAUGUGUUUGGGAGACGGAUACUACAGCUCCUUUGCAAGGACCUUCACUUAAACCUUUUUAUAAAGGGUAGACAAACAUUUACAGAGACCUAAUUCAUCACCUUUGAACAGGAGCCAUCGCUGGCACAACAGAGCCCAGUAGACCGGAGGAGAGGGAGGGAUCUGAAGAAGGGCGCCCAGACCAACAGUCUACAACCCUGGCUGGCAGCAUGGGUGAAGAAGGGCCUCCCAGCCUGGAGUAUAUCAAGGCAAAGGACCUGUUCCCCCAGAAGGAGCUGGUGAAGGAGGACGAAAGCCUUCAGGUGCCAUUUGCUGUUCUUCAGGGGGAAGGGGUGGAAUACCUUGGCUAUGCUGAUGGAGCCGUCAUUGCGAUUUCAAACUACCGGCUCCACAUCAAGUUCAAGGACUCUGUCAUCAACACCUACCCAGGUGUGGAAAGUGAGAUAUCUGUGCCUCUCAAGCUCAUAGAGAGCGUGGAGAGCAGGGAUAUGUUCCAGCUGCACAUCAUCUGCAAAGACUCCAAAGUUGUCCGAUGCCACUUUGCAACGUUCAAGCAAUGCCAGGAGUGGGUCAAGCGCCUGAACCGGGCCGUAGCUCACCCGUCCCGCCUGGAGAACCUGUUCGCGCUGGCCUACCACGCGUGGUGUCUGGGAGGCAACGUUGAUGACGAGGACCAGCACAUUCAUCUCUGCCGCCCAGGUGAUCACGUGCGUCAGAGAAUGGAAAUGGAGGUCAAGAGGAUGGGCUUCGACACACAGAACGUCUGGAGAGUGUCAGACUUAAACUGCAAUUUCAAGCUGUGCUCCAGCUACCCACAGAAGCUCCUGGUUCCAAUCUGGAUCACAGACAAGGAGCUGGAGAGCGUGGCUUCUUUCAGAUCCUGGAAGAGGAUCCCUGUGGUAGUCUAUAGGCACCAGAAGAACGGGGCAGUAAUCUCCCGCUGCAGCCAGCCUGAAAUCAGCUGGUGGGGCUGGAGAAAUACUGAUGAUGAGUACUUGGUGACCUCCAUCGCCAAGGCAUGUCAGAUGGACACCGGAGGCAGGGGUACCUGUGGAGCACUAGCCUGCCGACAGCGCGGGGAAGCUCACGACUCCUCCGAUAGUGAUUUCGACUCCUCUCUGACAGGUGGCUCCGGCUGCGAUGAAAGAACUGUGCCACAGAAGCUGCUGAUUCUGGAUGCUCGCUCGUAUACCGCUGCAGUGGCCAACCGAGCCAAGGGCGGAGGCUGCGAAUGUGAAGAGUACUAUCCCAACUGCGAGGUGAUGUUCAUGGGAAUGGCCAACAUUCACGCUAUCAGGAACAGCUUCCAGGCUCUGAGGACCGUCUGCAGUCAGAUCCCGGAUCCAGGGAACUGGCUUUCGGCACUUGAGAGCACCCGUUGGCUGCAGCACCUGUCCGUCAUGCUGAAGGCGGCCACUCUGGUGUGUUCUGCAGUGGAGCGGGACGGCCGUCCUGUACUGGUGCAUUGUUCCGACGGGUGGGACCGUACACCCCAGAUUGUAGCCCUCUCAAAGAUCCUGCUUGACCCCUACUACAGGACAUUAGAGGGCUUCCAGGUGCUCGUGGAGACAGAGUGGUUAGAUUAUGGUCAUAAGUUUGGGGACCGCUGUGGCCACCAGGAGAACGCUGACGAUGUCAGUGAGCAGUGCCCCGUCUUCCUGCAGUGGCUGGACUGUAUUCACCAGCUGCUGAAACAGUUCCCCUGCCUCUUCGAGUUCAACGAGGCCUUCCUGGUCAAGUUGGUGCAGCACACAUACUCGUGUCUUUACGGGACCUUCCUGUGUAACAAUGCUCGCGAGAGGGAGAUGAGGAACAUCUACAAACGCACCUGCUCUGUGUGGUCCCUGCUUCGCAACGGAAACAAGAACUUCCAAAACUUCCUCUACAUCCCCAGUCAUGAUAUGGUUCUGCAGCCAGUGUGCCACACACGAGCAUUACAGCUGUGGACAGCUGUGUACCUGCCCACCUCGUCCCCCUGUACCGCUGUGGACGAUUCCAUGGAGCUCUACUUCCCCCAGAGUGUCACCGGAGAGGAACUCGCCUACCGCUCCCUGGACAGACUUCCCAAGACCCGCUCCAUGGACAACUUGCUGUCAGCUUUUGAGAACGGGGUGGCUCUGACACGCACCUCCAGCGAUCCAAAUCUCAAUAAGCACUGCCAGGAGGGCCGCUCGGCCCCCCCAACAGUUGAAGAAACCUCUGCCGACCUGUCUGAUGAGGUCAAUCCUGACACCGGCCUGGACAGAAAUAAGGGGGAAUCUGUGCUAGAGUGUCCUGCCAAGAACCCACAAGGUGUCCUGGGUGCCGAGAGCUGUGAGGACACAAUGGAGGAGCCCUGUCUCACCACACAGCCCCUGCCCUCUAUGCCCCUCUCCCCGGUCCUUCUCAGUAAGGAUGUUGCACUUGUUCACACUCCCUCCCCAACUCCUGUCCUUCAACAGGCUUGGCCUCAGAUAACCAACCCUCCACCCCACCCGCUGGAGGCCGAGAGCACACGUAGGACUGGCGAAAGCACCGCCUCACCCACCCAUAGAUCAGAGCCCUGCUUACCGCUCCCCUGCAAGGGCACCGAGCCCGCAGCCCCCACCUUACUGCUGAGUGGUCACCCUGAGGGGCAAGCAGACGGUUCCCCAGCAUCCGCACACCUGCUGGAUCUGAACCCGCAAAUGGCCCUCCUGCCCAUGGAGGACUCCACAGAGACUCUCACAGGUGAGGGAGACCCCCCCUCCACCCCGCCUCCCACAGUAAGCCAGGACCUCACAGAGAGUCAUCUGUACAAUGAAGAGCCGCCUGAGUCCCAGCCACAGAUGCAACCCCACAAGGAGAAAGAGGACACCGGGCCAGAUGGGGUCAAAGGAAAAGAGCCUGAGUUAACCGUUGCAGUAGCUCCCUUUGACAGCAGCCAGGCGGCCCCCCGUCACCUGAUGUCCCACAGCCACUUCACCGACCUGUCCUUGCUGGGCUCCCACUGGGAGAGCGUCCAGGGACUGGUGCAGUCCGCCUGCAGCACUGCCAGUCACUUUGGCGUCAGCCGCGCCUGGCAGCACAACACCUACCACAGCCGGCGGCUAGCCAGCAAGCUCCUGCGCUCACAGGGCGUCACCGUGGCUAACGGCUCCCAGGUCUGCCGCAGGGAGGCCCUCUGUUACCCCAGCAGCCCGCUGCAGGCUCUGCAGUCUGCCGCCAGGAGCGCGGGCUACAGCGGCCUGUGCGCUCCGGCCGCCGCCGCCCUCAACAGCUCCUACGUGGCGGGGCAUCAGCUCCUGCCUGCGUCCUACUCCUCGCUCUUUGCUUCCAGCUCCCCGCCCCCGCCCCAGGCCCCGGCCUACCUCGAUGAUGACGGGCUUCCCGUGCCCAUGGACGCCGUGCAGCAGAGACUACGGCAGAUCGAGGCGGGCUACAAGCAGGAGGUGGAGGUGCUGAGGCAGCAGGUGCGCCAGCUGCAGAUGAGGCUGGAGAGUAAACAGGACAGCACCCCUCCCUCGGAGCCCGACAUUGACUACGAGGAUGACAUCACCUGUUUGAGAGAGUCGGACAACAGUAACGAGGAGGAUUCUUUGUCGACCCACAGUGAGGACCGCCUGUCUGAGGGCAGCUGGGAUCGAGUUGAUCGCAAAGACACAGAGGUCACAAGGUGGGUGCCUGACCACAUGGCCUCCCACUGUUUCAACUGUGACUGUGAGUUCUGGAUAGCCAAGAGACGUCAUCACUGCAGGAACUGUGGCAAUGUGUUCUGUAAAGACUGUUGUCAUCUGAAGCUGCCCAUCCCGGACCAGCAGCUGUAUGACGCCGUGUUGGUCUGCAACGGCUGCCAUGACCUGCUGCUGGAGGCUCGAACCCGUGACAUCCGGAGCCAGCAGCUCAAGAAGGCCAUCGCCACAGCCUCCAGCUGAGAGAAGUGUCGUGUAGCGUGGCCCCGCCUCGGCCCUGUCGUGCUCCUUUUGGACCGAUUAGCUGAGUCCCCUCCUCCCUCCCGUUUUAACCCCAACCGACUGUGGUUUUGGCUGCGCAGUGGGGGGUGAGCGGCGAGAAUUACUUUGGGAGGCUCUGUCUGGGAGCGGAGAUGCUCUGUGAGACUGUCUGGGGGGUGGAGAGGAGGAAAGGUGUGAGACAGAGGUGUCAGCAUGGGGGAGAAGGGGAGGGGCCCUGUAGAGAAAGACCUUUCCAGGUUGAAGCACUGAGGCGUCGAGUGGCCUCCACACACCUCCGUCCUCUAGCAGCGCCCAGUCCGAGACACGACUCCCCCCCGCCCCGUCCUCGAUUAGAGUCACGCACCUUUAUCACCAAACAUCUGCACCCUCCUUAUAGACACCGUCUCCUACUUCAGAGGACAAUCUACCAACCCACCCUUCCACGUGUCGGGGACUCCAAAGCCUUGACCCCGUACUACUGGAGGCUUUCAACUAAAAGAAAAAAAUUGCUGCUACAGUAUUUAAAAGUCUAAUUUUGUAUUCUUAUCUUGUGCACUACUAGCUGUUGUGUGUGUGUGUGUGUGUGUGUGAUGGACUCUGAGACCAAACUUGGGCAAAAGGGAGAAAUCUGCUGUUUACUUUGUCACUGCAUCGUUUUCUUAGGGCCUGAAUGUAAUAUGUAAGGAAUAACUGGAUCGAGUUUAUGUGCAUUUGGUGGCCGUAUGUGUUCAUUGCUGCAACGUGUUUUCAAAAUGAUGUAUAUGCACAGUCAACGUGGUUCUGUCUCUUAUAAAUGCUUUUCUCCGGUAUAGCCACAGCGUGGCGUGUGCGUGUGUGUGCGUGUGUGUGUGCGUGCGUGUGCGUGCGUGUGCGUGUGUGUGUGCGUGCAUGUGCGUGCGUGUGUAUGUGUGUGUGUGUGUGUGUGUGUGUGUGUGUGUGUGUGUGUGUGUGUGUGUGUGUGAACGAACGUUGGGCAGAGCAGAUUUGUGUAAUAUCUACUUGUGAUGUGGGAAUAUACAUUGUGUAUUCUAUGAUGUGACUGUUGUUUUGAGAUGUGCGAAUGAAUGAGCGUCCACAUGAAGCUUCGUGUCCAUCUGACUGAUGACUCCUUCUCAGAUCGUGAGUUGGCAGUGGUUGCUGCCCGGGGAAAGACUGAACAAAGUGCUUUGAGUUUCCUGUUCCUUUUGAGGGGAGUUUGGUCACAGUCCGCUUUUAAAAGGAUGUGUUUGUCUCCUGUUUUUUUUUCCCUGAGACAAUAGUGCCAUAUUAAGUUCUGUCCAAUUUUAAAGACUUCUUUUUUUUCCCCCCCUUCCCUGGAUGGCAGCCGGUUUCUAAUUGGCCACCUAUGUCUGUUCCUAAGGUACAGAUAGUUAGCAGCUUAAUUGAAUUGACUAAAGAUUAACAGGUGGUUCAGUUUGAUAGUGAGGAUACCCGUUGCAAUGAAUGAUGGGAUGUCACUAAGUUAGUUAACCUGUGAGGUUAUUGGAUUUCUAAUAUUUGGAAUCUUUUCACACGGUGUUCAUGAAGUCCAAAUCUUUAAGAGGAACUCAGAAAUGUAACAUACAGAUUGAUCUGAUCCUUAGUGGUGGCUAAAACUUAUCACUUACUGAAUAAUUGUUAAGAAAUGCACUGUAAAAGUCAAAUCCCAUGGGUUAAAAUAAAGAUUAUAUCGUGGA